Molecule: messenger RNA, 594 nt
Organism: Pisolithus orientalis
Lineage: Eukaryota; Fungi; Basidiomycota; Agaricomycetes; Boletales; Pisolithaceae
Product: cytidine deaminase-like protein
Exons: 5
Coding region: 1-594 (197 amino acids)
Biological process (GO): tRNA wobble adenosine to inosine editing
Cellular component (GO): cytoplasm; nucleus
Molecular function (GO): tRNA-specific adenosine-34 deaminase activity; zinc ion binding
Source: RefSeq, a predicted model, not a curated record
AUGGCUGAUGAUGAGCAUCUGGUCCUCGACUCAAGUCAUUCUGACGCAGAUUCCGUCCAUCUCAACUGGAUGCGCAUGGCGAUGACCAUGGCAGAGGAGGCACUUGCAGCGGGAGAGGUCCCUGUAGGGUGCAUCUUCGUGCGCAACGGCGGGGCCAUCGCAAAAGCGCGAAAUAGGACUAAUGAACUUCGCAAUGCGUCGAGACACGCCGAGCUUGAGGCUAUCGAUCUUAUUCUCGCCAACAAUGACGGCGGCGACCGGUAUCCCCUCUCUGACACCACUCUCUAUGUGACAGUAGAACCCUGCAUCAUGUGUGCUUCGGCUCUCCGACAACUUGGGAUCAAGCAAGUAUUCUACGGCUGCGAAAACGACAAAUUCGGGGGAUGUGGAAGUGUCUUGGGAGUAAAUGCGCCUUCGGAGCACCCUAUACACCCGGCCUACGAUGCCAUCGGUGGUUAUCUUCGCGAAGAGGCUAUCAUGGUAUUGCGGCGAUUUUAUGUUACCCAAAAUGCGAACGCACCUGUUCCAAGACAGAAAGGCACCCGCGUCCUGAAAACGGAGAUCCUCCCUCUCUCUCGCACCAACAGUUCGUGA